AUGCCCUCCAGCCCCGAGUGCGUGGGCAGGAUCUGGCCCUGGGCACGGCUGGUGCAGACGGGCUCCCCGGGGUGGUGUGAUGGGGCUCGGGGGGGGGUCCCCCAGGAUGUUGGGGUCCUGCGGGAGGGGCUGGAGGAUGAGACGCAGAAACGGGAGGAUGCAGAGAAGAGCCUGGUGCUGUUCCGCAAGGACGUGGACGAUGCCACGCUGUCCCGCCUGGAGCUGGAGCGCAAGGUCGAGCUGCUGAUGGACGAAAUCGGCUUUCUCAAGAAGCUGCAUGAGGAGGAGCUGCGGGACCUGGAGGUGAGCGCCCCGAGCCCGGCGGUGCAGGUGGAGGUGGAGGUCUGCAAGCCGGAGCUGACGGCCGCGCUGCGGGAGAUCCGCACCCAGUACGAGAGCAUCGCCGUGAAGAACCUUCAAGAAGCCGAGGAAUGGUACAAGUCGAAGUUUGCCGACCUUUCGGACGCGGCCAACCGCAACCACGAGGCCCUGCAGCUGGCCAAGCAGGAGAUGAACGAGUCGCGGCGGCAGAUCCAGAGCCUCACCUGUGAGGUGGACGGGCUGAAGGGCAUGAACGAGGCACUGCAGCGGCAGAUGCGGGAGAUGGAGGAUGAAUUUGGGGAGGAGAUCGGGAGUUACCAGGAUGUGGUGGGGCGGCUGGAGCAAGAAAUCCAGCAGAUGAAGGAGGAGAUGGCGCGGCACCUGCGUGAGUACCAGGACCUGCUCAACGUCAAGAUGGCCCUGGAUAUCGAGAUCGCCACGUACCGCAAGCUGCUGGAGGGCGAGGAGAGCCGGAUCACCGUCCCCCUGUACCCUGCCACCUCCUUCAGCAUGAGAAGCUCAGUGCUGGAGCCGCAGCCUGCGGAGAGCCCGGUGCGGAGGAUGGUGCUCAUCAAAACCAUCGAGACGCGGGAUGGGCAGCAGGUAGUGACGGAGUCACACAAGGAACGAGCGGAGCCGGGGAAGUGA
This is a messenger RNA of Haliaeetus leucocephalus (bald eagle), 969 nucleotides long. It is a transcript of the gene PRPH, whose product is annotated as peripherin. NCBI's taxonomy places the organism in Eukaryota, Metazoa, Chordata, Aves, Accipitriformes, Accipitridae. Bases 1 to 969 code for a protein of 322 amino acids. Gene Ontology annotation, molecular function: structural molecule activity. Gene Ontology annotation, cellular component: axon; type III intermediate filament; plasma membrane. The record is from RefSeq and is a predicted model, not a curated record. The transcript has 10 exons.